Messenger RNA from Spodoptera frugiperda (fall armyworm), 3005 nucleotides. RefSeq names its product pantothenate kinase 3 (gene fbl). Lineage: Eukaryota; Metazoa; Arthropoda; Insecta; Lepidoptera; Noctuidae. Gene Ontology annotation, molecular function: pantothenate kinase activity; ATP binding. The record is from RefSeq and is a predicted model, not a curated record. Bases 299 to 1702 code for a protein of 467 amino acids. Gene Ontology annotation, cellular component: nucleus; cytosol. Gene Ontology annotation, biological process: coenzyme A biosynthetic process. The transcript has 11 exons.
CGCCGCGCCGUCCGCACGUGCCGAUGUCCGCGACAGAUAUUCGUAUUUUAAUCGAAUUCUGGUGGAUUCUAUUUUAUUAUUGUAUUUUUUUAAAUACCAUAGUAGAUUCUGUUAUAAGGCGGUUAUUAAGUGGUAUAGCUAAUCUAUUUGAGUUAGAUAUUGACGAUGAUUAAAACAGUGAUGUGUUGAUUUUAAAAACAUUUAGUUUUAAUUUUUAUUUAUUUAUUCAACCUGUGAUAUAGUUUUAUUUUAUAUUUAGUGUUUGUUAGUUUGUAUUGUUUUAAUUUUUAUAUCCAAAAUGCCGGAACAAGCUGGGAUUAUUACGAUUCAUCAAAUGCGCCUGCACCGGUGUGAGGGGUGUCUCGCGGCGUGCGGCCGACAGCGGCGCGCCACGCCGCUCUCUACCAUACCCAGGACUAUAGCCAGGACUAGAGCGUUACAGAGAGCAAGACGAGGUCCUUACACGCAGACAAUGAGCAAGGAGAACUGCCUGAAGAUGGAGACGCCGCCCACUCCGCCAGAUAACGAAGCACCCCCGAUGCCAUGGUUCGGCAUGGACAUCGGCGGCACCCUGACCAAGCUGGUGUACUUCGAGCCCCGGGAGACGAACCGGCGCGAGCUGGACAAGGAAACGGAGGUCCUGAAGAACAUCAGGCGGUACCUCACCAGGAACUCCGCGUACGGGAAGACUGGCAGGCGGGAUGUACAUUUGCAGAUGGAUAACGUAACAAUCCGCGGCAGACGCGGCACGCUCCACUUCAUCAGGUUCCCCACGUCGGAGGUGGGGGCGUUCCUGCAGCUCGCGCGCUCCAAGGGCAUGGCCGACCUGGUCAACACUAUAUACGCGACCGGCGGCGGCGCUUACAAGUUUGAAGAGGAUUUUAUUAAGGAAGUGAACAUGCGCCUCUCGAAGAUGGACGAACUAGACGCUUUGAUAGCGGGCGUGUUGUUCGUGGACUGUAUGAACGCGCAGGAGUGCUACUACUGGGCGCCGCCCGACGAACAGGCCGUACACACGCAUGUCACUGACUCGCCGCCGUAUUCAGAAGCCGCGCUAAGCCUGUACGUGCGGAAGCCGUUCGAUUUCUCGUCCCCCUACCCCUUCCUACUGGUGAACAUCGGGAGUGGGGUGUCGGUGCUCGUCGUCAACGCGCCCGACGACUACUACCGCGUCAGCGGGACCAGUCUCGGCGGUGGUACAUUCCUGGGCCUAUGUUGCCUACUGACUGGCUGCAGCAGCUUCGAGGAGGCCAUAGCGCUAGCAGCCUCCGGAGACAACACCACCGUGGACAAACUGGUCAGGGAUAUAUACGGCGGGGAUUACGCCCGGUUCGGACUGCCCGGGGAUUUGGUUGCUAGCAGUUUCGGGCAGAUGUGCUCGGCGGAGCGGCGCGCGAAGGUGUCCCGCGCGGACCUGGCGCGCGCCACCGUCGUCACCAUCACCAACAACAUCGGCUCCAUCGCACGGCUCUGCGCCUCCAACGAGGGGAUCGAGAGGGUGGUGUUCUGCGGCAACUUCCUGAGAGUGAACCCGCUGUCUAUGAAGCUGCUGUCGUAUGCAAUGUCGUACUGGUCCAGAGGCGCUUUGAAAGCACUCUUCUUGGAACAUGAAGGCUACUUCGGUGCAGUCGGGUGUCUUUUACAUUUAGACAGCAAAACUCACAGGCGUAAGCAAGCUGAAGCCGCCACAGCGGACAGAUGAACGACAAUACACCUUACCGCCUUAUAUUUAGAGCUCAAAUUCCAUUGCAAACCUCGCUACCCCCCGUUACCUUAGUAACAGAAAGAAUAAAAUCAACCGUUUUGGUUAUAAAUAGUGUUUUAAUGUAUGUCUUGUAUAUUUUGCUAGCUUUUGUUUUUAAUGGGGAGUUUCUAUAUAUGUACUUGAUAUAUAAAGCUGAAGAGUUUGUUUUGAAGCGAUAAUCUCCGAAACUGCUGGUCCGAAUUUGAUAAUUAUUUUUGUGUGGAUUAUUCAACACAAAAAUAAUUUAUCAGUAACAGCGACAAUCGCCGCAUCGCCUCUAGCAUGGCUUGAAACUAGUCGAGUUCCUCGCCAAACAGUUACGUGAGUAAGCCGAUAACAUAAUAAUUCAGUUUGUUACUCUUUCCCGCAAAAACUACUGAACAGACCUGUAUGAAAUUUGACACAGAUAUAGUUUAUAGUCUUGAAUAGAACAUAGGCUACUUAUUAUCGUCGAAACAUGAGCAAAUCCGCCGGCAAAAGCUAGUAAAGUAUAAAAGAUAGACAAAAAAUAAAGCGAGUAUUUUAGCUCCCCAAGUUUUUUAUAUUAUAUAGUAAAAUAGAAUUAUAUAGUACAUAGAUUAUUACAUAUAAGGUGUUCUAAAAGUAUCUGCCACGGCUUUAAUGGGAGGUAGUAUUGUUAGAAGAUUACAAUAGUGAAGAAAUUUCGUACCCUGGACCAGUUAAUUCAAUUUGAGAACAUAAAGAAGUUAAAUAAACAUUGACUCUACUCUGCAUAAAGUGGUUCACAAAUACGCACGAUGCGUCGCUUCGUCAAUGAAAACAAUUGCUAUCAAUCGUUUUCAUUGACGAAGCGACAGAGACAGUGAAAGAGAUAGCUCUUUCAUAACAAACUCAUACAUAGAUAUUUUUGUAUUGAUCAAUAAUUUAUAUUCACUAUUGUAAUCUUCAAACACAACACUACCUCCCAUUAAAGUCGUGGCAGAUACUUUUAGAACACCUUAUGAAUUAUUGUUCAUGGGAUAUCUUUGUGUAUGUGUGAUCAGAGGGGGUAAAUGCCUGUGUAUGGCAAUAGGCUCACCCCCUAUUACAUGGGACUUAUAACACAAAUGGUGAAAAGUGUGUGUACAUUGUAUAGCGGCAUUACGUGUCGUAAUGUGCACCUCUGCCUACCCUUUCGGGGAUAAAAGGCGUGUCGUUGUGUGUAUAUAUUUACCCUCUGGUCAUACACACAUGAAAUGAAGGUUUUAGAAAAAAAAAACAAUGUUUUUCAUAUUUAAUAUAUUAAUACAAAGUAAUGACA